AUGCACCACACAAUUGACACUGAAGAUGAAGUUGUGGUGACUUCACCUCCCAAGACUUGCUCACCAAAAUCCCCAAGAAAAGCUCACAGCACAAAUAUUGGUUUGGCUGAGAUCCAGGAAAAUCUGGGACAGGCUGUCAAUAACUUGGUCAAACACUUCUACAAACCUGAGAAAGAGCGUGGAAACAUCACCUACCUCCUGUGUGGAGAUAAGGGACUUGUACACUGUAUGGAGCAGGUGUUCCAGUUUGGCUUUCGAUCUUCCCGUCUGUUUCGCAACAAGAUCUUUAUUUGGGACUAUAUGGAACGACUGAAAGCUUUCUUCGAAAACGCUUUAAUGGGCAACACACCCUGCCAGCUGUCUGAAGUGUGCAAGGCUGGCUACUGGCUCUUCUGUGACCUGGUGGGCAAAAUCAACACAGCUUCCGACUCUGUGGGCAAAGACGGAAAAUUCCAAGUGUUUAUCUGUGUUGGAAUUAAGAAGCGCUGCCUCCAUCGCUGGCUGCCGCUGAUGGCCAACACAACAGUAACAGCUCAGAUGUACGAGGAGAACUCCUUCCUUCGCAUUCCAAGCCACACCAACUUUGUCAUGCACAUCCUGGAUUCCCUGACCGAGUUUGACAUUCCGCUGGAAGCCUCCCUGCUGCGAGGGAUUGACAUCGACAUCUAG
Candidula unifasciata is the source of this 669-nucleotide messenger RNA. Lineage: Eukaryota; Metazoa; Mollusca; Gastropoda; Stylommatophora; Geomitridae. The record is from the annotation of a GenBank genome assembly.